AUGCAGUUGUUACCUAUCUGUCAUCAGAAUGUUCUGCCGGUCUCCCUCAUUUCUAGCCGGAGUUCAACUUAUGCUCGUCUCCAUUACUGCUCUCUCAACUCUUCAUUUCUUCGUCAUGUUAUGAAUGAGAAGAGGUUCAUUGAAGUUUCUAAAAGCGGAAACUUGAUUCCUCUGCACAAAACCAUUUUUUCUGAUCAUCUGACUCCGGUGUUGGCCUACCGAUGUUUGGUGAAAGAAGAGGAUCGUGAAACUCCAUGUUUUCUAUACGAGUCAGUUGAAGGUCCUAGUGUUGGUCGAUACAUCAUGGUAGGAGCUCAACCAUCCAUGGAAAUUGUAGUUAAGGAACACAAUAUGACUAUAUUGGACCACCAUGCUGGAAAAUUGACAGAGAAGAUGGUCGAAGAUCCGAUGACAAUUCCAGCAAGUAUUUCCAAUGGAUGGAAGCCCGGACUUAUUGAUGAUGAACUACCUGAUACUUUUUGUAGUGAGGAUCUCUUUUCACUAAUUGUGGUGUCAGGAGAGUUACUUGAUCAUUUAACCUGUUGGGAUGAACUGCGAGUUGUAUUGCCUGUUGGGACCAUCGGUGGAGCACCAAUGGUUAAGGCGAUGGAGUUGAUCGAUCAGCUAGAAGUGGGUCGGCGAGGGCUUUACAGUGGUGGAUUUGGAGGCAUUUCAUUUUCAGGUGACAUAGACAUAGGAUUGGUUCUAAGGACAAUGGUAUUCAUGAACGGACCUCGUUAUGACACAAUGUAUUCAUACACUGAUGCCGGCAAAUGUCAGGAAUGGGUUGCACAUCUCCAAUCCGAGGCUCAAAUCGUCGCUGAUAGUGAUCCUGAUGAGAAACAGAAAGAAUGUGAAGAUAGAGUAGCUUGUCUAUGUAGGGUAAUUGACUUGGUUGAAUCAACUUUUGUUAAGGGAAAAUCAUCCGUACUUGAGAUAAAUGGUUUUGUGCCAAAUUUAUUUUCAAGGGCCAGAGUACAUGAAAAAAGAAACUAA
Molecule: messenger RNA, 996 nt
Organism: Solanum stenotomum
Lineage: Eukaryota; Viridiplantae; Streptophyta; Magnoliopsida; Solanales; Solanaceae
Product: anthranilate synthase alpha subunit 1, chloroplastic-like
Exons: 5
Coding region: 1-996 (331 amino acids)
Biological process (GO): L-tryptophan biosynthetic process
Source: RefSeq, a predicted model, not a curated record